ACUCGAGAAACAACAAGAAGACGAAGGAAGUUAGGAGGAGGCGACCAACUUGGAAACCAAGUUAAAGGGUUGCUGCUGAUGCUGCUGCUGUGGGAGGGGACGCCAGAGCAGAAGGUGUGCGGUUGAUUCUUGGUCACCAUCUGAAACCCAACCCUUCACCUUCCUGUCCUUUUCUCCCCAACUCUUUCUCUCUUGCUAUAAACCCGUUUACCAUUUCCCUCCUCCUGCAAAUAUUUCUGGGUUAUAUAGUUUGUUCAAAUUUACCCACUUGGGUUUUCUGGGUUACGAGCUUUUUUGGAGUUCUGUGGAAGUUGUGGAAAUUGGCGGAGGAUUUGGGAGUGCCUUGUUGGUGUUCGAUCUUUUGCCUCAAAGAAUGCUCAUGGUUUAUCUAUGGCGUGGCGCCACUCAGAUGGGGCCUCACUCUGGUAUUUUGUGAGUGUUUUUCGUUAGAGUCGUCACAUAAACUUCAUGUUGCUAUUCAGUUAAAUUCCAAACUACUCUCCCCUCACCCAGGACGUGUUCUUGCUUACCCGAAAAGAAAUCAAGGAAGGAAAGGAAAAGAAAGCUGCCAUUUUUCCCCUCCUACGUUCACCAAAUCAUCUUUCUUUCUCUUCUUUUAGCUAUUUGAGCUAUUCUAGAGCCUGCCCAUUUUCGAAAUUCUGAAAGAUGAGAAUGAACAUGAGGUACCCUUUUACAGUAGGUUCAUUGUAUAACUCAUCAGGCUCUGCAACUCCAUAUGCAUCAAAUUCUCAAGCUGGAGAAGGAGAUGUAAGCGGCGUCAGAAACAGGUCUUCUCGUUCCCCUCCUACCUCGUUCUUGAUACGAGUUGCGAUGAGGGUCUCAAGGGCUAGAUGGUUCAGCUUUCUGAGAAGGGUCUUCCACUACCAGAAUGGCUCAAGGUCCGAUCUCGACACCAACCCUUUCAAUUCCAGGACCUGGAUGUUGCUGGAGCUUGUAGCUUUGAUCCUUCAGCUCGCCGUGAGUGGCUUCACUCUGUCGGUUUCCAAAACAGAGAAGCCUGUUUGGCCCAUGAGAAUUUGGGUAGUUGGUUACGACAUUGGCUGCGCACUCAACCUGCUCUUGCUCUACGGUCGAUUCAGACAACUCUACCGCUCACAUGGAGAAGAAGGCUUUCCACUUCCCGAUCUUGAGCAGCAGAGAAUCAACGAGUCCAGUAGCAGCGUGUACCGGUGCACCCACUUGAUGAACAAAUGUCGGACGUCGCUUGAGCUAUUCUUUGCAAUCUGGUUUGUUAUGGGAAACGUCUGGAUAUUCGACUCAAGAUUCGGGUCGAUCAACCGAGCUCCGAAGCUCAAUGUGCUUUGCGUCUCCCUCCUAGCAUGGAACGCAGUCUGCUACUCAUUCCCUUUCCUGUUGUUCUUGCUCCUGUGUUGCUGUGUCCCUCUCAUCAGCACCUUCCUUGGCUACAACAUGAACAUGGGCUCUGCUGACAGAGCUGCCUCCGAUGACCAAAUCUCCAGCCUCCCAAGUUGGAAUUACAAAAGUCUCGAUGACGACGAAAAGGAAGAUGAAGAUUCCAAUUCAGCCCCUGCAAGUGAGGAAUGUUGCAUUUGUCUAGCAAAAUACAAAGACAAGGAAGAAGUAAGACAGCUUCCAUGUUUACAUAUGUUUCACUUGAAAUGUGUGGAUCAAUGGCUCAGGAUCAUAUCAUGUUGCCCUCUCUGCAAACAAGAACUGAAGAGAUGACAAAGAGUCCUUCAUCCAUAUGCCUCCUUCCUUCUACAUUCAUAUCAAUGAUAUCAGUUCUCUUGUAUUUUAUCUCUUCUGUUUAUUUUUCCCCCUUGGGGUUCAUAUCCCUAAUUCGAUGUUCGAUAUUAAUUUUUCGGAUGCAUUUUACGUGAAGAGUGAGAGUGAAGAUUGGUUACGAGAGUGAGAGAGCUAGCUAGAGAGCUAAAGGCUUUGCUUGCAUGUAUAUUGAAGCAAGCUCACCAGUAGCCAUUUGUUACUACUCUCUGCAUGUUUUCUUAUGAGAAGAAAUCUCAUUUUUACUGUAUACAGGCAGGCCAAAUUCAAUGUAUGGCAGUUUUAAUGAUGCAGUCUUUGAAUGACAGUGCCUACAAUAUUAAUGCCUU
Messenger RNA from Linum tenue, 2093 nucleotides. NCBI's taxonomy places the organism in Eukaryota, Viridiplantae, Streptophyta, Magnoliopsida, Malpighiales, Linaceae. The record is from the annotation of a GenBank genome assembly.